This is a messenger RNA of Zychaea mexicana, 1080 nucleotides long. Its product is annotated as chaperonin 10-like protein. The record is from RefSeq and is a predicted model, not a curated record. The transcript has 6 exons. The coding region runs from base 1 to 1080 and encodes 359 amino acids. NCBI's taxonomy places the organism in Eukaryota, Fungi, Mucoromycota, Mucoromycetes, Mucorales, Lichtheimiaceae. Gene Ontology annotation, molecular function: zinc ion binding; L-iditol 2-dehydrogenase (NAD+) activity. Gene Ontology annotation, biological process: D-sorbitol catabolic process.
AUGACCCUUCCACAAGACGAAAUCAACCAGUGCGUUGUCCUGCGCGAAAAGCACAACAUUGUUCUGGAAAACCGACCUAUUCCUGAACUCGGUCUUGGUGAUGUUUUGAUCAAUGUCAAGGCCACCGGCAUCUGUGGCUCGGAUAUCCACUACUGGCUCCAUGGUGGUAUUGGUGAUUUCCAACUUAAGGCACCCAUGAUUCUGGGUCACGAAUCCGCUGGUAUUGUUGCUGACGUUGGUCCCGGCGUGAAGCACUUGAAGGUUGGCGAUCGCGUUGCUCUUGAGCCCGGUGUCGCCUGUCGAUUGUGUGAUCAAUGCAAGUCUGGCCGUUACAACCUGUGCCCUGAGAUGUCUUUUGCUGCUACACCUCCAAUUGAUGGCACCUUGUGCAACUACUACAAGCACGCUGCCGAUUUUUGUUUCAAGCUUCCCGACCACGUGUCUCUUGAAGAGGGCGCAUUGAUCGAGCCAUUGUCCGUGGGCAUUCACUCUGCCCGUCGCGCCAACAUCAAGUCUGGCGACCGUGUCAUUGUGUUUGGUGCGGGUCCUGUUGGUCUUUUGUGUGCUGCUGCUGCCAAGGCCGCUGGUGCCGGCCACGUCACCAUUGCUGAUUUGGUCCCUUCGCGCUUGGAGUUCGCCAAGACCUACUAUACCGAUUCCCAAGUCUUGUUGCAACGUCCCAAUGCUGGCGAGCCCAACAUGGAAUACUCACGUCGUAUGACUCAAGAAAUCCUAAAGACCGAAGAACUGGCUGAUGCUGUCAUUGAUUGUACAGGUGCAGAGACGUGUGUACAAAUGUCCGUCCUCUUGUCCAAGAACGGUGGCUCUGUCGUAUUGGUCGGUAUGGGUGGCUCUGUUCAGGCGCUGCCUAUUUCUGAAAUCUCUUCGCGUGAGGUCGACAUCAAGGGUAUCUUCCGUUACUGCAACACAUAUGCUACUGCCGUCAAGAUGCUGGCAUCAGGUAUCAUUGAUGUUAAGCCUCUGAUCACCCACUCGUAUCCUUUGUCAGAUUCUGUCGAAGCUUUCAAGCACGUCAAGGAAGGUCGUGACGGUGCUAUCAAGGUUCAGAUCAUUGGCUAA